Messenger RNA from Didymodactylos carnosus, 2868 nucleotides. The record is from the annotation of a GenBank genome assembly. Lineage: Eukaryota; Metazoa; Rotifera; Eurotatoria; Philodinida; Philodinidae.
AUGGAAGAAGCUUUUAUUAGUCGUUUUAAUAAUUUGCUUGAAAAUCAUAAAUCUAAAAAUAAUAUUCAUAUUACACCAGAAAGAUACAUUGAAAUAAUUAAUAGAUUAAAGUUUUUAAACAAUUUACCUAAUAAUUCAGCAGAACGAAAAGAAACAUCUGAUUAUAAAUUAUUACAGAAAUUUGAAUUAUUAAUAAUCGGUAUUGACGAACGCCUGAUUAAGCGUCGUCCGAAUUCACAAGACAAUAUACUUUAUAUUGUUAAUACCUCGGAAAUAUUUAACAUAAUUGAUGAAGCACAUAAACGAAUAGGACAUGGUGGUAGAGAUCGUACAUUAAAAGAAAUAAAGUCAAAAUAUUUUAAUAUUACUGAAGAAUGUGUUGAACAUUAUAUGAAAAUUUGCGAAGAAUGUCAAAGAAAGAAACCCAUAUGUUUACCAAAAGUGGUCACAAACCCAAUACGGUCACAUCAUAUUUUGUCAAGAAGCCAAGUUGACCUUAUUGAUUACCAAUCCAAGCCAGAUGGCAGUUUCCGUUUUGUAAUGAACUAUCAAGAUCAUUUUUCAAAAUUUAUUAUAUUGCGCCCAUUAACAUCGAAAAGAGCUGCAGAAGUUGCGAUCCAUUUAGUUGAAAUGUUUUGUAUGUACGGUGCACCAUGCAUAUUGCAAUCGGAUAAUGGUCAUGAAUUUGUUAAUGAAAUUGUUGAAGAAGUAAAAGAAUUAUGGCCAGGUUUGAAAAUAUGUCAUGGAAGACCUCGGCAUCCACAAAGUCAAGGGAGCGUGGAAAAAGCAAACGAUGAUGUCGAACGGAAACUGGCCAUUUGGAUGAAACAAAAUAAAACAAGUAUUAAUACAACCCCAUUUAGUGUAAUGUUUGGCUGUGCACCAAAACUUGGUCUUUCAUCUCUCCCUUCAUCAUCAGCAACAAUUGAUCGAUUGACAAAAGAAGAAGAGUUGCUUGCUUUAAUUGGGCAAUAUGGUAUUAAUCCAGGCGGUGAUACUGAUUCAAGCGGUGGUAUUGAAUUAUCUGAUGGCAACAGUGCUUCGAAUACUGAUAAAACUGGGCCCAGCGUUGAUAAUGGUGCCGAUAAUGAUAUGGAAGUUGAAAAUAAUAAUAAUGAUGGGCAUGAUAGUAUUUGUCAUGUAUCUAAUACUGGUCAAGAAAAGCAAGCUAAAAGAAUGACCGCACGAGCUGAAACUCUGUCACCAUUACGUAUAGGUGAUAAUGUGCGCAUGAAAAUACCAUCAGUUGAUAGAUCUCGUGUCGAUCCUUUGACAAUAUUAGGUGUGGUCGUCAAUGUAGAUCAUAAUGGUUUACACAGUAUUGGUUGUCGUGGUGGUACUAUUAACACAAAAUAUAAUCGAAAAGAUCUUGAACAUUGUGAAACCAUUUCAAAACCAACUGCAGUAGAUAGUACGUCAUUACCACUUCGUUCAAUUGUAGCUAAUGAAUCAUUAGUUGGUGGUCAAGGACUUUUUCAUUGUGACUGCCGUCGUGGUUGUGAAACCAACAGAGAUAGACAUAGCGACCAACCAAUAUUAAUAUUUGCUGAUUCAUUUAAAAAAGAAAAUGACGAGAAAUCGGAUUUUGAUGAUAUUUAUGACAACUUAAUCGAAGCUCAAGGUUCAUUUCUCAAAGAUUCUACAAUCAUAUCGAUCAAAUCUGAAGAUGAUAUUAAUAAAAAUAUACACAAAAUUGGUAAAUUAGGAUCAAUUACACUUGCAACAAGAAUUAUGGGACGUGGUGCUGAUAUUAAAGUUGAUAGAAAUAUCAAAAAAGGUUUACAUUUAAUUUUAACCUAUUAUCCGAAACGAGAAAAUAUUUAUAUACAAAUGCUUGGUCGAACUGCUCGACAAGAUGAAAAAGGUUCGUAUUCGGAAAUCGUUCGAUUCGAAAGACAAUUUGAGGAAGUUAGUGAAGUCAAAGUUGAUCAAAGAAUUAAGAAAAUUCAUGAUACAAAUGAAUAUUUUUAUAAUCAUAUUCAUUCAACUUCGAAAAUUAGUUUAACAUGGCCUUUAUUCAUAAAAACAAACGAAUCUAUUCAUAAAAUGUUCAAAAAAUAUGUAACAGCUGCGUAUAAGAAAAUUUUUCGAAAUGAAAGUGACGAAAAUGAUGCUGAAUCGGCAACAAAUAGUCAAUCUCGAAGAUUUUUACUAGGACAAUAUUUUAAACAAUUGAAUGAAAUAGAUCAUCAUCAUAUCGAAGAUCAUGAUAGAAAUUCCUCGGUAAAUGAUCUCGAUCAAAUUGGACAAAAUGCAUUCGAACUCCAUGAUCAAUUAAAUCAAAUCCAAUCUGCCGAAGAUCAAAGUCAGUCGAUUUCAAUUGGUGAUAAUUCAACUAUUCUGGAAUCUCAAUUACAAAGUAUUGACGAUGAGCAAACGAACAAUAUAUCCAGUAUUAAAUCAAGUAUUGGAAAUAAUUUUCAAAUUCUAAAUGAAAAAUUCAAUUCAUUAAAAUCAACAAACAUCGAUUAUAAGUUCGUACCUGUACUUGGUUCACGAAUGAAUCAAUUAGAAAUAGCUGUAAAAAGUAUUGAAUCGACGAAUGAUCAUCAUGAAAUUCUCAAAUUAGAAAUCGGAAAUAAUUUUCAAUAUUUGAAUGAUCCAUUAAAUACAUUGACACAUUUCCAAGAUAAUAAUGAAACAAAUUUAGAUAUUCAACUUGCAUAUUAUUCAACAUCAUUGGAAGAAAAACUCACUGAUAUGAAAAAUAUUUUUUACAAACGUUAUAAAACGAAAUUUGAAGAAUUAAUUCAAAAUAUGAAAUUAAAAUAUGAAAAUGAGUUUGAAAAUUACAGAAAACUGAAUAAUUCAAAAUCUGAAUUAGAAGAAUAUUCGAAAUAUUGUGUGAAAUUAAACAAAUCAUUACCU